This is a messenger RNA of Trichomonas vaginalis G3, 294 nucleotides long. RefSeq lists its product as uncharacterized. The transcript has a single exon. Lineage: Eukaryota; Parabasalia; Trichomonadida; Trichomonadidae. The record is from RefSeq and is a predicted model, not a curated record. Bases 1 to 294 code for a protein of 97 amino acids.
AUGCGUAUAAACAACACUUUCUCUGCUGGUUUGCCUAUUGUUCAUUCGAAUGCAGAGUUUUCAGCUUUAGUGAACUCAAACACUUUAGCAAACAUAAACUUAACCUUAGUUGACGCAAACUUUGUUCCUGUAAAACUUUUAUGUCCUAUGUAUUUGUCAAUGACGGCAGAAAGUUUCGAAUUGGAAGAUGCAACUGGUGAAAGUAUUGUACUACAAGAACAACUUCAACAACAAAUAGCUCAAGAACAACAAAUGCAACAAAUAGCUCAAGAACAACAAAUAGCUCAAGAAUAA